Molecule: messenger RNA, 1788 nt
Organism: Chlamydomonas reinhardtii
Lineage: Eukaryota; Viridiplantae; Chlorophyta; Chlorophyceae; Chlamydomonadales; Chlamydomonadaceae
Exons: 6
Coding region: 392-1132 (246 amino acids)
Molecular function (GO): metal ion binding; ubiquitin-protein transferase activity
Source: RefSeq, a predicted model, not a curated record
AAAUCAAAUGCUGGGCUGUCAGGCAGUGCACCGGACCGCGAGUCCGCUCCCAAAGGCAAGCUUCCGACGACCCGUGAGGCCGUAACGGCUCACCCGUGACUCGACCCGCCUCAUUUACGCGCGGCCUUUCUCUUUUCUACUUCCAUCGGCAGCAGCUGUUGCCAAGAGCGCGCCUACCAUGUUUGACUACGGCAGGGCCACCGGUUUCUCCUACAACCGUGGCACCCCGCCGCGGGCCACCGUCUUGUGUGCCGCCGGAACCUGCCUCGGCCUCCUGCUAGUCAUGUGCAUGCCAUCGAUUGCGUCGACCUGCACUGGCGAUGUGAACAGCUGGGAAGGAGUGCGCGACUGCUUCAAACAGGUGGAGGUGAUCCAGCAGCACAAUAAGCUCAUGGCGCUCACGGCGACCUCCAUUGUGGGCUGGCUAGUUGUGCUGGCCAUUGUCGCGUUCUGCAGUAAGGAUGGCCUGCAUGCGACAUGGGCGGCCUUCAUUGCCUGGGUUACCAGCUUCAAGAGCCGCUGCAGCGCAAAGCCCGCCGCUGCCUGCUACCGGUGCUGCUGCUGCAGGUACUGCUGCAGGGUGCAUCCGACGAAAAGCCAGCCACCGCCGCCCCCGCUGCCGCCGCGGGCGGCCACAACCAACACGGAUGCCGUCAAGGCCGAGCCGCCGGAUGGCGACAGCGGCGGCGAGCAGCAGCAGGCGAAUCCCAGCAGCACAUCCAAGGCGGCUGAGCUGUCCCUGAUGCCCGCAAUGCCCGGUGAGCCCCUCGGCUACAGCAACACCCGUGUGGGGCAGCUGGUGGUGCGGGGGCCCGACUGGGCGGCGGCGGACGGCGACGACGACGGCGGCGCGGGCCGCAUCGGGGUGGUCAUGUGCGUGACGCCCGCCGCCAUGGCUGCUGCAUCGCCGGCCCUGCGCAAUGGUGCCCCUAACAGCGCAUGCCCGCAGCCGCAGUCGCAGUCGCCGCAGCAGCAGCCGGCGAGCGGCGGCGCGCAGGUUGUGACGGUGAGGUGGUGCAAGACGGGGCUGGAGACGACGGCCAACGUGCGCGGCGGCACCGCCGGCAGCCGCAAGUUCUGUGUGGCGGUCAUGGAGGUGGACGUAGUGCUGCUGGCAGAUGACGGCGCCUAACAUACGGUAGCAUGGCUAGCUAGGAUGAGGCCGGCGAAAUACUUCCUUGCCUUCAGUCCUGCUCACGUGCAUGCUGCAAACUCCUGCGGGCCGGUGCGGCCACAUGCGCUGCUUGCGGCCCGGUGCGGCUGGUAGCUAGCUAGCUAGUACAGGCGAAGGCGGAAGACCACACAUAGCGCCCACGCGUUAGUUGCUUCGUUGUUGUGACGGCUACUGUUGCUGGUACGUACCACUACGGUAUGCGUGGAUUUGCGCAGGCGUGGAUCGAUGCAUGGGUAGCCCAGGCGGUGCGUGCGUGUGUGCAGCAUAUCCAAAUUACUGAUGGCAUAACCAGGGCACGCACGUGCUUACGCGGGCGCCGCCGCCACGACUGUGGGGCGGUGUAUGUUGCUUGCGGCAACAAGUCAGCCACCCGCCCACCAUAAACCUCCUGGUUCAAUGCGGCCGGGCCGUCGGGGCUUUGGAUUAUGAAGCUACGGUAUGGGACCAUAAUAAUCCCGCUGCACAUCUGGUUCAGCGCGCCUAUUGCGCCGUGCACAUUGCUCAAUCUCAGUUGACACGGUGGUUGACAUGGUGAUUGCAGUGCACACCGCAAUCACUGCACGGUGCCCGCAAGUUCAAGUUCAAGCUGAGUCACAAUGUAACAAUACGGUGUA